AUGAAGCAGAGAUUCUCCUCGUUGGAUGUCAAGGUCAUUGCGCACGAGCUCCAACAGUGCUUGGUCAGCUUGCGCCUGUCCAAUAUAUACGACCUCUCCUCCAAAAUCCUCCUUCUAAAAUUUGCCAAGCCCGACAACAAGAAGCAGCUCGUGGUCGAUACCGGUUUCCGCACCCAUCUGACCGAGUUUGGACGUACAACUGCCGCGGCACCCUCGGCAUUUGUCGCUCGGUUGCGAAAAUGUCUAAAGACGAGGCGGUUGACGUCAGUGUCGCAAGUGGGCACUGACCGUAUCUUGGAAUUCACGUUCAGCGAUGGGCAAUAUCGGUUGUUCCUGGAGUUCUUCGCGAGUGGCAACAUUAUUCUCACCGACGCCGAACUCAACAUCCUCGCUCUCUCGCGCAAUGUUGCCGAGAAUGAAGGCGGCCAAGAAUCACAGCGUGUUGGUCUCAAGUACUCGCUCGAGAACCGGCAAAACUAUGAGGGCAUCCCGGACCUGACCAAAGAGCGCGUGCGUACCGGGCUCGAGAAAGCCGCCGAACGAACAAAGGCUGCCUCUGCGGUUGCCAAGAAGGGGAAACCCAAGACGGGUGCCGAAUUAAGGAAGGGUCUGGCCUCCUUCAUCUCCGAGACACCGCCAGUCCUCAUCGAGUACACGCUGUUGGCCAAUGGAUUCGAGAUGGCGACGCCUAUUUCCGAGAUCUUGGCAAAUGAGUCCAUAUUUGACGAGUUGUUCAAGUCUCUGGAAGAGGCGCGCAAGACUGUCGAGAACAUCACCUCGGGGGACAAGUGCAAGGGGUACAUCUUUGCAAAGUACCGCGCGGCACCAUCAGGGGACAGCGCCGAAGCGUCGGACAGGUCGAACCUCUUAUACGAGGACUUUCAUCCUUUCCUGCCCCAGAAGCUAGCCAGCGACCCUGAAAUAAAGGUCCUGGAGUAUCCCGAUUACAACCAGACAGUUGAUGAGUUCUUCUCCUCCCUGGAGGGACAGAAGCUCGAAUCGCGCCUCAGCGACCGAGAAGCGACAGCAAAGCGGCGGAUGGAAAUGGCCAAGCAAGAACAGGCCAAACGCAUCGAGGAUCUGCAAGAAGCGCAAGCGUCAAACUUCCGAAAGGCAGAGGCCAUCGAGACGAAUGUGCAGAGGGUCCAGGAAGCGAUGGAUGCCGUGAAUGGGCUCAUCGCGCAAGGGAUGGACUGGGUCGACAUCAGCAAGUUGGUGGAACGCGAGAAGAAGAAGCAGAACCCUGUGGCUGCUAUCAUCAAGACACCCCUCAAGCUUGAUGAGAAUGUGAUUACCCUUUCACUGGCUGAGGAAGAUUUCGAAGAGGAAGAAGAUGAGGAUCCGUUUGAGACCGACGAUGAGGACGAUGAAGACGGCGCGCCGGAAAAGAACAAGCCUGCCGCAUCUGUCAAAGCCAUUGAAGUCGACAUCAACUUAUCACUGAGCCCUUGGAGCAAUGCUCGCGAGUACUACGAAGAGAGGCGAACAUAUGCGGUGAAGGAAGAGAAGACACAGGCAUCCUCUGGAAAGGCCCUGAAAAACACAGAGGCCAAGAUUCAAGACGAUCUGAGAAAAGGCUUGAAGCAGGAAAAGGCGCUAUUGCAACCGAUCCGUAAGAUGAUGUGGUUCGAAAAGUUUAUUUGGUUCAUAUCCUCGGAUGGAUAUCUCGUACUCGGCGGCAAAGAUGCGACUCAGAACGACAUGCUGUACAAGCGCUAUCUCCGUAAGGGCGACAUCUAUUGUCACGCUGAUCUGCACGGCGCGUCGAGCGUGAUCGUCAAGAACAACCCAAAGACGCCUGAUGCGCCAAUACCGCCCCAGACCCUCUCGCAGGCCGGCUCCUUGUCUGUCUGCACGUCAAACGCAUGGGAUUCCAAGGCGGGAAUGGGCGCUUGGUGGGUCAAUGCGGAUCAAGUGUCCAAAUCCGCGCCUACGGGAGAGUUCCUACCACAAGGCAGCUUCAUGAUCCGCGGAACCAAGAACUUCCUCCCACCGACGCAGCUUCUGAUGGGCUUGGGGUUCGUGUUCCGCAUCAGCGAGGAGAGUAAGGCGAAGCAUGUCAAGCACAGGCUCAAUGGGGUUGAUGAUGGCGAUGCCAGCGCGGGUGCUAGCCGUAAGAAAACUGAUACCGAAGCUGCAGCUCUGGAGCAUCCUGUCGUCGAGCCUCGGAGCGUAGAGGAUGAUGCCUCAGACAUGGGCGAUAAGACCGCCGACGAGUCCGACAACGGCGAAGAGGCGGACGAGAAACGCGAUAACCCCUUGCAAGAGGCUGGCAGCAAGCGUGAGGAGGACAAGGAGGACGACGACGAGGACGUCGAUGCAGCAGAAGAAGGGGUUCAAGAUCUGCAGAUUGGUGCAGACAAGCAGGAGGCAGAGGAAUCCAAAGACGAAGGCAGGGAUGACAAAGAGGUUAGCAGUCCUGAAGAUGCCGCUACGCCUUCGGUCCCAGAGACGUCGGAAACACCCACGCAAGCAUCAGGGCAACAGCAAGCCGGCAACAAGUCCAAGCAGCCACAGCAACCAGUCCGCAAACGUGGGCAAAAGGCGAAAGCCAAGAAGAUCGCCGCCAAAUACAAGUACCAAGACGAAGAGGACCGUCUGGCGGCCGAGGCCCUCAUCGGUGCCAAAGCAGGGCAGGAGAAGGCGCAGGCCGAAGCCAAGGCGAAAGCCGAACGCGAGGCGGAAAUCGCGUUCCAGAGGGAGAGGAGGAGAGCUCAGCACCGGAAGACGCAGAAGGAAACAGCCGAGCAUGAGGAACUCCGAAAGGUCAUGAUGGAAGAGGGUGUCGAGCUCCUGGACGAUGACGAGGCACAGAAGGCGACUUCUCUGGAUGAGCUCGUCGGCACACCCUUGCCCGGGGACGAGAUCUUGGAGGUGAUUCCCGUGUGCGCGCCGUGGGGUGCCUUGGGCAGGUACAAGUACAAGGCUAAGCUGCAGCCGGGCUCGACGAAGAAGGGCAAGGCCGUCAAGGAGAUCCUGGAGCGCAUCAAAUUCGAGAGCGGCAAGAAGGGCGCAGUCGACCCGCAGGGCAAGGACUCGGACAAGAUGUGGCCCCGCGAGGUCGAGCUUCUCAAGGGUAUCAAGGCCGAGGAAGUCGUCAACAGCAUCCCGGUUGGCAAGGUCAGGGUGAUGCUCCCUGGUGCCACGGGAGGAGGAAAAGGAGGCGGCAAUGCCAAGGCGAAGAAAAGAGGCGGCAAGAAAUAG
Emericellopsis cladophorae is the source of this 3204-nucleotide messenger RNA. RefSeq lists its product as uncharacterized. NCBI's taxonomy places the organism in Eukaryota, Fungi, Ascomycota, Sordariomycetes, Hypocreales, Bionectriaceae. Gene Ontology annotation, cellular component: RQC complex. The transcript has 3 exons. The coding region runs from base 1 to 3204 and encodes 1067 amino acids. The record is from RefSeq and is a predicted model, not a curated record. Gene Ontology annotation, molecular function: ribosomal large subunit binding; tRNA binding. Gene Ontology annotation, biological process: rescue of stalled cytosolic ribosome; ribosome-associated ubiquitin-dependent protein catabolic process.